CAUCUUUUGGCGAACCGUGUGAGGCAUGCUGCCCCACAAGACCAAGCGAGGCCAGGCUGCCUUGGACCGCCUCAAGGUGUUCGAUGGGAUCCCACCGCCCUAUGACAAGAAAAAGCGAAUGGUGGUCCCUGCGGCCCUCAAGGUGGUGCGUCUGAAGCCCACACGGAAGUUUGCCUACCUGGGGCGCCUGGCCCAUGAGGUCGGCUGGAAGUACCAGGCAGUGACAGCCACUCUGGAGGAGAAGAGGAAGGAGAAGGCCAAGAUCCAUUACCGGAAGAAAAAGCAACUCAUGAGGCUACGGAAACAGGCCGAAAAGAACUUGGAGAAGAAAAUUGACACAUACACAGAGGUCCUCAAGACCCACGGACUCCUAGUCUGAGCCCAAUAAAAUUGACUGUUGAUUCCUCAAAAAAAAAAAA
Phyllostomus discolor (pale spear-nosed bat) is the source of this 419-nucleotide messenger RNA. RefSeq names its product 60S ribosomal protein L13a-like. The record is from RefSeq and is a predicted model, not a curated record. Gene Ontology annotation, molecular function: structural constituent of ribosome; mRNA binding. The transcript has a single exon. Gene Ontology annotation, cellular component: ribosome; cytosolic large ribosomal subunit. NCBI's taxonomy places the organism in Eukaryota, Metazoa, Chordata, Mammalia, Chiroptera, Phyllostomidae. Bases 26 to 379 code for a protein of 117 amino acids. Gene Ontology annotation, biological process: translation; negative regulation of translation.